This is a messenger RNA of Danio aesculapii, 1234 nucleotides long. RefSeq names its product BEN domain-containing protein 5-like. Gene Ontology annotation, molecular function: DNA binding. The record is from RefSeq and is a predicted model, not a curated record. Lineage: Eukaryota; Metazoa; Chordata; Actinopteri; Cypriniformes; Danionidae. The transcript has 9 exons. The coding region runs from base 1 to 1173 and encodes 390 amino acids. Gene Ontology annotation, biological process: negative regulation of DNA-templated transcription.
AUGUUCGCCUACGUGAAGUACAUACAAGAUGGGUGUAAGGAAAUCGUCCCCAUAGCCGAUAUUAAAGACUUUGACCCGAAAACGGGAGACCUCAGCAAAACGUACUGGGUGCGCUGGCAGGAUAAAUAUUUCAAGGGACAAAUAUUGCUCCUAAAGAAGUCCAGAGAAGAGGUUGAAGAAGUGCUUGCGCAGGGUAAGCGGGUUCGUGUUAAACUCCUCAAGGACUCAUCACCUCCACGGCCGCGCUCCGAGGAAGAGGAAGCCAAAAUCAUAAAUAAAAAAGCUGCAGAAGAGGCCAAACGAAAAAACCUUUUGGCCUUACUAAAAGAGCGACAAAACAAAAGAAAACUGUCUCCACUCUGCCCAACUCCAAACAAAAAAACAAAAGCUGAUAACCUGUCCAACAAGGUUGAUGAUGGUGAGGAUAAGGUGGACGAUGAUGAUGAUGAUGAUGAUGAUGGCGAUGACGACGACGAUGAUGAUGAUGGUGGGGUUGUACCUGAAAAACUGUUUCAGGAGGCAAGACAAAAGCAACUAUUAUACAAAAAACAGGUCAACAAAAUGUCUCUGCAACUGCAGGAAACUAAACAGAAGCUAGAGGAGCACAUGAAACGAAGUGCAGAAGUUGAGGCGGAGAAUAAACAGCUACGUUCAUUAAACAUGCAACUGCAGCAACAGUUGCUAAAAUCACUCAACUCUUCAUCUGAUUCUAGACCACCAAAACCAAAGGGGACCAUAAAUGUACAAAACCCUCAGCAACAAAAACCAAAGAGCACCUUACAAAUUGCAGAGGCUGACUGUGAGCAGCAAUCACUAUCCAGACAAGAAGAUGAGAUUCAAUUGGUGAAACUUGGAGACAUCCAAAUCCGCAGUGACACCUGGACAGCAAUCCAAAAAAACACCAGGGAUUCUUUAUUUGUGAAAGAAUUGGCUGUGGCAUUCUGGGGCACAAAGACUCUGGGGGACAGAAGUCUCACAGGGAAAGAAUGCCCCACCACAAAAACUACAAAAAGACCUUUAACCCCACAGAAAUUACACACACUGAAAGCCUGCUUCAAGGAGUGGCUGGUGAAAGGGAAUGUGGAGGAGCCAGAGCUGCAGGCCAGAUUUUCAAAGGCUGGACGCUACAUUACUGAAAAAAUCAUGGACAUUAAAAAACAACAAAAAAAAUGAACAGUUAAUUGAUUUAUGAUGUAAAUGUGUUACACUUAUAAUAACCCCACUAUGAAUCAUU